Cololabis saira (Pacific saury) is the source of this 2614-nucleotide messenger RNA. RefSeq names its product serine/threonine protein kinase 26 (gene stk26). The transcript is spliced from 12 exons. The record is from RefSeq and is a predicted model, not a curated record. Gene Ontology annotation, molecular function: ATP binding; protein kinase activity. Gene Ontology annotation, biological process: protein phosphorylation. Lineage: Eukaryota; Metazoa; Chordata; Actinopteri; Beloniformes; Belonidae. The coding region runs from base 226 to 1434 and encodes 402 amino acids.
UUUGCUCAACAGUUUUUCGGUCUGUCAGUCUGGGUGUUUGUCCGUUUCUGCUCGCUCGGAUAUACAUACACAUUUAUAACACCCCGCCUCUCCCAGGCUCAAACUGUUGUUGUUUUUAUUUUAUUUCUCUUUAAAGAAAGUUUAGUGCAGUCCCAGUGAGGGGAGAAAGCAGGAGUGAAGCAGAGGAAGAGGAGGAAGAAGAGGGAGCUUUACUUCGACGUAACCAUGGAAGUUCCUGGUAUGCAGAGUUCUCAGAUCGACCCGGAGGAAUUGUUCACUAAAUUGGAUCGAAUUGGAAAAGGAUCUUUUGGAGAGGUGUUCAAAGGGAUCGAUAAUGGCUCAAAGAACGUGGUGGCCAUCAAGACGAUCGACCUGGAGGAGGCGGAGGACGAGAUCGAGGACAUCCAGCAGGAGAUCACGGUGCUCAGUCAGUGCGACAGUCCGUACAUCACCAAGUACUACGGCUCCUACCUGAAGGGCAGUAAGUUGUGGAUCAUAAUGGAGUAUCUUGGUGGAGGUUCGGCGCUUGACUUGCUGCGAGCAGGACCGUUUGACGAGUCCCAGAUCGCCACCAUGCUGAAGGAGAUCCUGAAGGGCCUGGACUACCUGCACUCGGAGAAGAAGAUCCACAGAGACAUCAAAGCCGCCAACGUCCUGCUGUCGGAGCACGGCCAGGUGAAGCUGGCGGACUUCGGCGUGGCCGGCCAGCUGACGGACACGCAGAUCAAAAGGGAAACCUUCGUGGGAACGCCGUUCUGGAUGGCGCCCGAGGUCAUCCAGCAGUCCGCCUACGACUCCAAGGCGGAUAUUUGGUCUCUGGGCAUCACAGCCAUCGAGCUGGCGAAGGGCGAGCCGCCCAACUCCGACAUGCACCCCAUGAGAGUCCUGUUCCACAUCCCCAAGUCCCCGCCGCCCACGCUGACGGGGGAGUUCUCCAAGAGCUUCAAGGAGUUCACCGAGGCCUGUCUCAACAAGGACCCCACCUUCCGCCCGACGGCCAAAGAGCUGCUGAAGCACAAGUUCAUCGUGAAGCACUGCAAGAAGACGUCGUACCUGAGCGAGCUGAUCGACCGGUACCGGCGGUGGAAGGAGGAGGGACACAGCGACAGCAGCUCCGACGACUCGGACAGUGAGUCCAGCAACAAGGAGAACAACGAGAGUCCCGAGUGGUCGUUCACCACCGUCCGCAAGAAGAAGACGGAGGGCCGGAAGGUUCUCAACGGCACGGCUCAGGAUCAGCUGCCCAAGUCUGCCAGUCUGACCACAGUCAUCUCUCCCGUCUUCUCCGAGUUGAAGCAGCAGCACAAGGAGCACUCUCAGCAGCGGCUGGCCAUCGAGGAGCUGGAGCGCAACAUCCGACUGGCCGAGGAGGUUUGUCCCGGCAUCACGGACAGGAUGGUCACGCACAUCAUCGCCAGAUUUGCAACAAACUGACGGACGGAUGGAGGUUGAAGAGACGCGUCUCUGUACGAAGACGCUGCUGUUCCAUGAAGAAGAGGAGAUUUGCUGGGCAUUGUCUCCUCGCUCUUGAUACACACAAGCUCACAUACACACUAAUAAUAUAUAAUAUAACACACACUAUAUUUGACAUAAUCACUGCUGCUGGUUGACAAUAUUUUCCUCUCCAAGUUACAACAUAACCGUUUCCGGUGAAAUGAUCGGAGUCCUUGAACGCACCACAUCGUGCCUUUUAUCAUACGUCUUGUAAAGACGACAUAAAUGUUAAUUCGUAGGUAUUUUUGACCAGUUUACACGAGGAAACGUGAACCAGAGGAGAGGUCUUUGCCCGUCGGCAGCGUCAGCGGUGCUUUCGCGUACGUUUCAGCAGCACUUGACGCAGAUUAGAUGCCAAUAUCACAACCGUUUUGUUGUUUUCAGUAACGCUGUUCAGUUUUCUGACCCAGGAACUCGGUUACAAUCAGAAUUAACCCUCAAAGCGCAGCGACGGUCCCAAACGAGGGUUAAACUUUUGUCUUCAUAAGCUUGUAGCUGUGUACCGCUUUAAAGUUGUUCAUACUGGGGAAUUUGUGAAACAAUUUAUUAUUUUUUGGAGUAAUUUUCGGGAGCUACCUGAAACUAGCUGGGCUAGGAAGCAGCAAGGAAGUAGCAACAAUGAAACGUGCUCACCGAGAUCUGAACGUUCAAAUGCCAUUUCCUGUACAAACGUCUUCGCUGUUGGGAUGAUUUUACUUCCUGUGAAGGCCGAGUAGAUUUCUCGACGUGUGUUUAAAGUUUUUUUGGUCCCGUUGCGUCAGAAAGACCAAGGUUUUCGUCAAAGGUUUGGGAACUCUUUAAGAGCCUCUUUAAAAACGCUGUAUAUAAUACUUAGUACCUGCAGAGUAGCCCGGGUCCUUCUACGAGACAAUAAUGGAGCUGAACUUAAACAUAUUCAUCAAAGUUUGUACCAAAGACACUAUACGACUUGGUCACUGUAUAUUUUUUGCCUUUUUAUAUAUAUAUUAUAAGGGAUAAUGACAGCGGCUGUUCAGGGGGGGACUUUAAAAAUGAAAGAUGUAAGGUUUUAACAUACUUUUGUUGUUGUUUUUCUUUCUUUUCUUUUUUUGUAGUGGGACGUAGAGUUUUAUGAAUAAAUAUUUAAGUUUGAUUGAGAAAA